Messenger RNA from Aspergillus viridinutans, 294 nucleotides. RefSeq lists its product as uncharacterized. The transcript has a single exon. NCBI's taxonomy places the organism in Eukaryota, Fungi, Ascomycota, Eurotiomycetes, Eurotiales, Aspergillaceae. The annotation marks the transcript as partial. The record is from RefSeq and is a predicted model, not a curated record.
AUGGGUUACUACGCCGGUGGUCACCAAUGCAGCGGUGUCCUCCCUGCAAAGGAGACUGUCACACUGGCGGCCUCUGGUAUUGUUGUCACCAGUACGCUCUCGACGCCAGUGACCGUUUACGCCGAUGGGAUUCCGCUCAUUUGGGACAAAUCCGACCUCCCCAAGUCGACAAGUGUGUCCCAGACAUCGACAUCGUCAUCUUCAUUUGGUCCACCUUCAACUUCACCCCCAGCAAGUUCGAUGGAUCAUUCAGGUCAAUCUGGACUUGCAGAAGGCGCAAAGAUCGGGAUAGGA